Molecule: messenger RNA, 4499 nt
Organism: Pimephales promelas (fathead minnow)
Lineage: Eukaryota; Metazoa; Chordata; Actinopteri; Cypriniformes; Leuciscidae
Source: RefSeq, a predicted model, not a curated record
UUUUGUUUCAAACAUGUAGGCUAAUAGGCUAAUGGCGUCCAGUUCAGGAAGCAGAAGUCUGCAAAGACAAAGUAAAGAUCCCCCGGACAAGGAAGCCAAUACUGGUGUUAAAAGAGGACGACGGAGUCCAUCUCUUGAACGACCUUUUAUGAGUGAUUUAAGGAUUGUUCUGCUGGGGACAAAUGUAGCAGAAAACAGCAGAGUGGGAAACUUCAUCUUAGGAAGAGCAGCGUUUGAGAGUGAAACUCCUGCUGAUGUAGAGCUACACAUUGAAAAACACAGAGGAAAACUGAAGGACAGAGACGUCAGAGUCAUCAACGCUCCUCAACUGCUGCAACCACAUCUGUCAGUCUCUCAGAUCACACAGGGAGUGAAAGAGUGUGUGGAUCUGUCUGCUCCUGGACCUCAUGUCAUCAUACUUAUACUGAAGAAGAACGACUUCAGUGAUAAUGAUGGAAACAGACUGAAAGAUGUGCUGAAUGAAUUCAGUGAGGAGGCUCUUAAACACACUAUAGUGCUGACUAAUGAGGAAGAGAUACACAAUAACUGUAUUAAUCAAUUCAUAAAUGAAUGUGGAGGUGGACAUCUUCAGUUUAAUGAACAAAACACAGGAUUACACUCUGAGAUACUCGAAAGAGUAGAGAAGAUACUCAAAGAAGAAGAGGUUCAGUUUCCUAUUGAGGAAGCAAGAGAACGAUUAUCAGAGGAUGAAGAGCAGAGCAGAUCUAGAAGUUCAGUCACAGCAGAAGAAGAGGGAGAUCGUGAUCAUGAAGAUAUUAAAAUCAAACAGAGCAACAAAGGGAAAAAGGAGGAUGCUGUCCAACGAAAUACCUGGUAUUCAUUAGAGGAUUCAGAUGAUGUAAGGAUUGUCCUGCUGGGAAAAACUGGAGUUGGGAAGAGUGCAACAGGAAACACCAUCUUAGGGAGAGAAGCUUUUAAAGCAGCCGUGUGUCAAGAGUCAGUUACUAAAGAGUGUCAGAGAGAGACGGCUGAGAUUGAUGGCAGACUCAUUACUGUGAUUGACACUCCAGGAUUGUUUGAUACUAAAGUUAGUCAUGAAGAGAUCCAGAGAGAAAUCAGUACCUGCAUCUCCAUGAUUCUGCCUGGACCACAUGUGUUUCUGUUACUGGUACCAGUGGGACGAUUCACUCAGGAGGCGGCAAACACAGUGAAGAAAAUUCAAGAGACUUUUGGUGAAAACUCAUUAAUGUACACUAUUGUGCUCUUCACCGGAGGAGAUAAUCUGAAGAAGACGACCAUUGAAGAGUAUUUAGGAAAACCUGGAUCUGCUUUGAUGAAGCUCAUCGGACAGUGUGGAAACAGAUAUCAUGUGUUCAAUAAUAAUGAGACUGGAGACCGUGUGCAGGUGUCUACAUUACUGCAGAAAAUCAGUGACAUGGUGACAGCAAAUGGAGGGAGUUACUACACAUGUAAGAUGUUCAGACAGAUGGAAAGAGAGAAACAAGAAGCACAGAUGAAGAAGCUAAAGGAUGAAGUGGAGGAACUGAAGAGAAAGAGAGAAGAACUGCUGGCCAAACAUGAAGAAGAGAAAGAGAAAAUAAAGAUGAAGAUUGAGGAAGAAAGAAAUAAUCAUGAUGCAGAGAAGAAGAGAAGAGAAGAAGAAUUUGAGAAACGGAGGGAGACAGAACAAAAGAUGUGGGAUGAAUCUUAUCAGAGACUUAAAGAAGAGAGAGAUGAAAUCAAAAGAGAGAACGAGAGAUUUAAAAAAGAGAAAGAAGAUCUUCAGGUCAAACAUGAAGUAGGAAUAGAAAAGAUGAAGAGGAUGAUGGAGGAAGAAAGACAGAAUCAUGACACAGAAAGGAGGAAGAGAGAAGAAGAAAUCAGGAAGAGUGAAGAAAAAUACAAAACACAACUAGAGAAAUUGUUGACAAAGAUACAAGAUGAAAAACAGAGAAGGGAAGACGAAGAUGAGAAGAGGAAGGAGAAAGAACAAAACAUAAGAGAUCAAUGUGAUGAGAAAAUAAAGAGAGAGAGAGAGGAAAUCAAAAGAAAAAAAGAGAGGAUAGAAAGAGAGAAAGAAGAUCUUCAGGCCAAACAUAAAAUAGAAAUAGAAAAGAUGAAAACAAAGAUGGAGGAAGAAAGACAGAAUCAUGACACAGAGAAGAGGAAGAGAGAAGAAGAAAUCAGAGAGAAUGAAGAAAAAUACAAAAGAGAAAUUAAAAUAGAACAAGAGAAAUGGGAAAAAAAGAUACAAGCGGAAAAACAGAGAGGAGAAGAAUUUGAGAAAAGGAGGGAGAAAGAACUAAACAUGUGGGGUGAAUCUUAUCAGAGACUUAAAGAAGAGAGAGAUGAAAUCAAAAAAGAUAAAGAUAGAUUUAAUAGAGAGAAAGAAGAUCUAAAGGUCAAACAUGAAGUAGAAAUAGAAAAGAGGAAGAAGAUGAUGGAGGAAGAAAGACAGAAUCAUGACACAGAGAGGAGGAAGAGAGAAGAAGAAUUGAAUGAAAAAGAAGAACGAUACAGAAAAGAUAUCAAAGAAAAAGAGGAACAAAUGCAGAAACGUCAGGAGGAAAAGCUAAAACAGAUGCAAGAUGAGUGGAGGAAGCGGGAGGAAGAACAACAUUCAUUAGAGGAUUCAGAUGAUGUGAGGAUUGUCCUGCUGGGAAAAACUGGAGUUGGGAAGAGUGCAACAGGAAACACCAUCUUAGGGAGAGAAGUGUUUAUGGAAGACAUGUCUCUUGAGUCAGUUACUAAAGAGUGUCAGAGAGAGACGGCUGUAAUUGAUGGAAGACUCAUUACUGUGAUUGACACUCCAGGACUGUUUGAUACUAAAGUUAGUCAUGAAGAGAUCCAGAGAGAAAUCAGCAACUGCAUCUCCUUGAUUCUGCCUGGACCACAUGUGUUUCUGUUACUGAUACCAGUGGGACGAUUCACUCAGGAGGCGGAAAACACAGUCAAGAUCAUUCAAGAGACUUUUGGUGUGAACUCAUUAAUGUACACUAUAGUGCUCUUCACCGGAGGAGAUGAUAUAAAGAAGAAGAAGACGAUUGAAGAGUAUCUGGGAAAAACAGGAUCUGCUUUGAUGAAGCUCAUCGGACAGUGUGGAAACAGAUAUCAUGUGUUCAAUAAUAAUGAGACUGGAGACCGUGUGCAGGUGUCUACAUUACUGCAGAAAAUCAAUGACAUGGUGAGAGUAAAUGGAGGGAGUUACUACACAUGUAAGAUGUUCAGACAGAUGGAAAGAGAGAAACAAGAAGCACGAAUGAAGAUGCUAAUGGAUGAAGUGGAGGAACUGAAGAGAGAGAGAGAAGAACUGCUGGCCAAACAUGAAGAAGAGAGAUUGGUUCAGGCAUCCACUACUAGAUGGCGGGACCUGUAAAAUACUGCUGCUGCUACUGCUAUUAUCGGGAGAUGUUCAUUUGAAUCCGGGACCACUUUCUCACUCAGAGCUAAAACUCAAUAGAGCACAAAACCAUCAGAUGGAGUUAGUAUCACAUUGACUAAAACAAUUAUUUACUGUGCAUAUUGACAUGCUUAUUGACAUUACCUGCAUUUUAACACAAACGUUCAUGAUUAUGCAAGUCAAACUGGAUGUUUGCUUCUUCACGAUUUUUCUCAUAGCCGUAAAACUGAGGGUCCAGAUAACAUGUGAUAGCUUUUAUAUUGAGGGCAAUUAAAGACAAUUCACAUACUUAACAGUAGGAUACAGUUAAAAAUGUGUAUCUUACCCUCCGCACAGAUGAAAUAUAAGAUGAAAGCCCACAUACUGAUGGAUGUUUGUGAUGUGUUCUUCUUCGUCUCACCCGCAGCUACUCUGAGCAGGAUGAACACCUGCAAUGAAUUCACUUACAUUGGUUCCACCAAAAGAUGGCAGUGACUCUCAAAAAAACUCCCAGCUUUCUUGUUUUCACAUGAGAGUAAAACUCAUAAACAAGAAACUAAGAAACCAACUGAACAAACAGACAGGUGUAAGUGAUUAGCUUUUUCUUUCUUUCUUUUUUUUUGUAGCAAUUAAUGGUAAUGUGUUAGUUAUUUUCCUUUUUCCUUCUAACAAUAAUGUCUGAGGGAAAAGACAGACUGUUCAGGAAAAGAUUUAUGUUUAAAUGAAUAGAGAAACCCAGGCUACUAGGCCUUUAGUAUAUUAACCCUUUAAUGCCGCAUGUAUCAUAUUUGAUACACGAGUUUCUAAGACGUAUAUUAAAUCAGUGAGAGCAAUACUUUCUUUGAAAACCUGUUGUAUCUAUUUUUAUACGUGUUUUUUGCCAUCUUGUGGAAUUUCACUGUACUGCAGGCAGUAGAGGGGUGAUUUUUUAGCUUUUCAAAAUGGCCGCUGCGAUUGGAGCAAGCCAGAUGAUUUCGGCAGGAAAAUAAAGGCUAAUUUCAAGUUGUUAAGGUAAAAAAUAAUAUUGGAUUGUGCCUAAUAUAAUUUAUUGAACACUUUCUGAAUUGAAAUAAUGCAUAAUUACUUAAUAGUUUAAUUUUUAAAUUCCAAGUAAAUCGUGUUGGAAAUUGUGUAUCAAAUUUGAUACAGCAGGCUUUUA